AUGGCUCCCAUCGCUGUGCACUUUGGCGGCGGCAACAUUGGUCGUGGCUUCAUUGCCGAGCUCCUCCACGAGUCUGGUUAUGAGGUCGUCUUUGUCGAUGUUGUCGAUGAUCUCGUCAACAACAUUAACAACACCAAGUCGUACAAGAUCACCGAAGUUGGUGCUGAGGGCACUAAGACCAAGACCAUCACCAACUACCGUGCCAUCAACUCCAAGCACAACUUGCAAGAUGCCAUCGAUACCAUCAGCAAGGCCGCUAUCGUCACCUGUGCCGUUGGUCCUACCAUCCUCAAGUUCAUCGCUGAGCCCAUCUCCAAGGCCAUCAUCCAGCGUACUGAGGAGAAGCCUCUUGCUGUCAUUGCCUGCGAGAACAUGAUUAAUGCCACUGAUGCUCUGCGUGAGCACAUCAUUGCAAAGACUCCUAAACCCGACCAGGACAAGAUCACUUCCAAGGCCGAGUAUGGCAACUCAGCCAUCGACCGCAUCGUCCCCACUCAGCCCGCCGGUGCCAACCUCGAUGUCCUCAUCGAGUCCUUCUACGAGUGGUGCGUCCAGAGCACUGGCUUCAAAUCUGGUAUUCCCAAGGUCAACGGUAUCCACUGGGUCGAGGACCUCGAGCCGUUCAUCGAGCGCAAGCUCUUUACUGUCAACACCUCCCACGCUACUGCCGCCUACUUUGGCUACCAGAAAGGCAAGAAGACUAUCCACGAGGCUAUGGCCGACGAGGAUAUCAAGAACGAGGUCAACGAGGCUCUCAAGGAGACUGCUCACCUGAUUGUCAACAAGCACGGCAUCAGCAAGGAGGAACAGCAGAAAUACGUUGACACCAUUGUCAAGCGUAUCUCCAAUCCUCACCUUGAGGAUGUUCCUGUCCGCGUCGGUCGCGCCCCUCUCCGCAAGCUCGGCCGCAAGGAGCGAUUCAUUGGUCCUGCUGCUCAGCUCGCCGAGCAGGGCUACGACGUCAAGGCUCUCCUCGGUGGUGUCGAGAUGGCUCUUCGAUUCCAGAACGUCGAAGGUGACGACGAGUCUAAGGAGCUCGCCACCAUUCUCAAGGAAAACUCUGCUGAGGAUGCUACCACCAAGCUCACCGGCCUCGAGUCAUCUCACCCCUUGUACAGCAAGGUCCUCGAGCGCGUCAAGAAGGUUCAGGGCUAG
Molecule: messenger RNA, 1155 nt
Organism: Cyphellophora europaea CBS 101466
Lineage: Eukaryota; Fungi; Ascomycota; Eurotiomycetes; Chaetothyriales; Cyphellophoraceae
Exons: 1
Coding region: 1-1155 (384 amino acids)
Biological process (GO): mannitol catabolic process
Cellular component (GO): cytosol
Molecular function (GO): mannitol-1-phosphate 5-dehydrogenase activity
Source: RefSeq, a predicted model, not a curated record